Messenger RNA from Durusdinium trenchii, 5096 nucleotides. The record is from the annotation of a GenBank genome assembly. Lineage: Eukaryota; Dinophyceae; Suessiales; Symbiodiniaceae.
AUGGCUCGGCGUUCGCACGGCGGAUCUGGAGGAGGAUGGGGCUCAGGUCAGUCCACCGGUGGCUACGGGCAAACCGGUGGUAACGCAGCUCACAACCCACUUGAGGUCAAGCUGCCGAGGUUCCUCUACUGGCUCGAGAUGAAUGAGGACCAUAUGGAAGAGAACUCGGUGAUCAUGGUGGAUGACCGAGACGCUCGCAUGGUUUCCCCUUUUCAGGGCUGGUUGACCAAGGAGAUCAUGAGCAACUCUGCGAGUUCGAUCAAUGUCCUGACGGAGCGCGACCAGGUGAUGCCGCCCAGCUCGGGGUUCCACCUUACCCUGUUCGGCAACUACACGCUGGACGGGAUCAAAGUCGUGGUGGUGGUGGCGCUCGACACCGAGACGGGCUGCAUGAAUGCAGGGUGGGAUCAACCCACGGCAGAGGCUCUCUCGCAUCCGGCUUUUCAGCCCUUUGCGUGGCCCCUGCUCAGGGAUACCUCAGCAUCCUACACGGACGUGAAGAUCUACAAUGGCAAUGAGGUUCUUUUCCAUUGGAUUUUCAGGGGAUAUCGAUCCGACACCGACUUGACAGUUCAGCAGCAGUUCGUGGACGAAGUUUUGGUUCGAGAAGCCAACCGCGGCAAACCCAGGCUCUCCCUGGUUGUCGCAUCGUUCAUGGGCUGGCGGGUGACCGUGUUUUCGUUCGAAUGCGGAGGCAGGGUCUACUCGGUCGGGCCGAAUGGCGCGGUCGUUGCCACAGACCAUGCGCGCUCGCGCUUCGAGCUCAGAGUGUGCAGCAGGUCGUCCACAGAUGCUCUUGGCAACGAUGCUGAUCGAGUAGAGUUCAGGUUCAGAGAUGCCAACAACCGUAUGGAUCUCAAGUGCCAGAGGACGUCUGUUCCUGGGACUUGGCUCACGGUGUCACACAUCUCGGGGCCGGCUCUCAUUCAGACGAUCACCAACGUGCGGAACUCCCGCGCUCGCGUGGAGGGUCCGGAGCACACAGAACAGUUUGGGCAGCUGGCGGCAGUUCAUCAAUACUGGUGGAACAAUGCGGUCGCAAAGUCCAACCGGGAGAUAGGUUGCAGCACGGACUUCAUCGGUGAUCUCGAGCAGGGCAAUUUCCAUAUCACCUGCACGUCGAAGUUGUGGAUCGCUGCACCGGAAGUGGUCAACAAGACCGCGCUCGCGGAAAUGCAGCACACGGGCGCCGGACGGCUUGCGCCGGUGGGGCCGCCUUCGAUCACCAUGGGGGCUUGGACCAACGCUGCUGAAGAGGUCGGUGCUGAAGCCAGCAGUCGUGGCAGUGGAUCUGGUGUCGUCUCGUCGUCGGUUCAAGCGGACUAUGAGAUGGCACGGCGAUCGCUGAACAAGAACGCUCCGAUCAAUUCGUCCACAGGUCACGUAGAAGAUGAGGCAAGAGAUCAGGCUCGGCUUGAUCGGAGAUAUGCCCGAUCGUCUGCCCAGAUCACGCCGGCCGUUUUCGCAGCACAGAUCUCCAGAAAGGUCUUCGACGAGACAACGGCUACGAUCGAGGAACUACCACCGGGGGAUCUCCCGCUCCCACAUCCAAAGACGCAGGAGGGGCCUGUUCAGACCAAGUCGAUGCCAGUUCCUGUCCCUGAGUCGAAACCAGACCCUGCGCUCGAGCGGGGCGAUCGAAUGGCGGCGGCAGCCAAGAUCCCUGGCAGCGGCGGCGCCCCAGAGAUCCUGGAGGGCCCAGUUGCUGCCAAGAUCCCUGGCGGCCCUGGGCAAGGCAUGGACCGCUCGAUGGCUGCGUUCUUUGCGCUGCCGCUGUUCGGCGAGGGCUUCGUUCAGGCGCUCUGUAGGCUGGGGCUCGGUAAGUGCGAGUUCUGGCUCGCUCUCGAUGAGGGUGUGGGGGCCGACGAGCAGAUCGCUCGGCUGGUCAGCGUGAUGGAUGGGGAGCAGGCCGAUCGGGAUGAGGUGCUCACCAACCUUGACCUCGUGCAGAUCCUGCACGGCAUGGUGUCGAUGGCACGGGCUAAGAUCAUGGCAGAGAUCGCCAACGAUCUAGGCUACGGCGAGGCUGCAAGUUCAGAUCCUGGACGGGCGGCCAGGCCGUGGCCAACGGCGGGGGCUCCAGAUCCCGGGGUCCCGUCUUUCAAAAAGCCCAAGGUCACUGCUGCAACCGACGAGGUCUCGUCCUUGAAAGAAGAGGAGGAGAAAGAGAAGAUCAAAUGGGCCGCAAGGCUGAAGCUGAUCGCCGACAAGGCGGGCUCUGCGGCUCAGAUCAACUCUUCCAUGGGCGGCGAUCUGUCGCAAGAGGAGCAGUCUGAGAUCAAAAGUCUGGUGUUCCGUUCCGGGGCAUUCAGGACUAUCAGGUUGCAUGUGCUCGCAUGGGAGCGCAUGGAGAAGUGGGCCGUUGAUCAUGGCCUGUCGAUUUACCCCCCGUCGACUCAGGUGGUCACCAAGUACUUCUUAGCCCUGCAAGACAGCGGGUGCGGUCCGGCAGUUCUGCCCGGGUUGAGGCAGGCUAUUCGCUGGAUCUGCAAGAGACUGGUCAUGACACCUCCCGACGCGGGUGAUCCGGCAUUGGAGGCGAUCGUCGCCAAGGUCUACGAGGAGAGGGGCAAGGAGCUCAAGGAGGCUGUACCAGUGCCACUCAAGGCGGUCGCCGCCCUUGAGUACCUCGUCAAUGCUCUCAUUUUGGCUGGCAAGAUCCCUGCCGCGAUUUUUGUAUGGUGGAUCCUGAUUUUGAUCUACGCGUCGCUCCGAUGGGAUGAUGGGCGACACGUGGCGCCAUCCUCCCUGACGCUCACUGGGGAUGCACUGGUGGGUUUGGUCUGGCAGACGAAAGUGGAGAGGCGGCGCAAGGGCACACGGUUCGCCGUGCCUAUGUGCAGCCUAGGGGGGGUCACCUGGUUGGAAGAGGGCUGGCACGUUUUUCAACGGUUCAAGAACGACCGGGACUUUUUCAUUUGGGACCUGGUGGAUGAAGGCCAGUUCGACGUUGUGCCGAUCUCUUCCGAGAGAGGUCUCCCUUGGCUCAGAUACUUUUUAGAUCAGGCCGUGACGAUCGCUCUGGAGGACCACGCCGUCGAGUUCGAUGAUGCUGACGUAGUGAGGGCCCAAUGUGCGAGAGUGACGUGCCAUUCGCUGCGCGUUACUUUGUUAGAUGCGGCUGUUCACGCGGGGGCCGACGACAAAGUCAUCGGUCUGCAAGCUAAUUGGAAAGAUCCCAGCCAAUUAGUCUUGAAGUACGCUCGGAGCCGUAAGGAGCUCUCCGUUCGUAUGGUCCAGGAUCUGGCCACUGUGAUUCGCGAAAGCUGGACUCCUGAUCAGGAGAGUUUCGUUGUUGAGGAUGAGCCAGAGGUCGUGGCCCCGGCAGCGCGUGAAUACGUGGCCAAGGCUACGACGCCAUCCAAAGCUCUCGUGGCCUCCGAUUUCAAGUAUCAUAUCAUGGAUACAGUGAUCAACAAGUCGCACACAUUGUGUGGGCGACUUAAGUUGUCGGACGUGGUCUCGUUUGGGCCGGACGCUCAACUUGCUCGCUCGGAGCAUGCCAAGACGGUCGACACCACAGACACUUCUGAUCGAGUGCAGUUCGACACACCUGUCAAGCUUGCCAAGAAGAACAAGAAGAAGCGCAAGCUCGAACGCCUGCAGGACCAGGUCAAGCAGCUCAAAACGGCACACGACAAGCCGCGAUCGCAGGCUGCAGCUGCGGCGCCUUCGAAAGACAAACGGAUCCCCGAAUCCGAAUGGAAGGCCAUUGCUCAAGCCGCUCAGCAAGUCAAAGGCGAAGCUGUUCUCACUCGGGCAGUCCAGGCGGCAGGCGGCUCAGUGCUGCCGCCGAUCGAGCUCAUCCCCAACCAGUUUGUUCCUGUGGCCGUGGAUCUGACUGAUGGUCGUGUGCUCGAACACCUGGAAUUGCUCAUUCGUGAGGGUCGGAUCAACUACAUUCACUUCGGCACGCCAUGCUCUUCUUUUUCCUUGGCCCGCAAAGAUGAUGGCGGGCCGCCGCCGCUGCGCGCUCGACGAGCGCUGUGGGGGCUGCCCAACCUGGCGGCGCGUGACCAAGACAAAGUUCGUCUGGGGAACAAGUUGAUGCAGCUCACCGUCGACUUGGUGGGUUUGGCUCACACAGCUGACGUUUUGUGGUCCAUCGAAAACCCGCUCGGUUCCUACUUGUGGGCUAUGCCACCAGUUCAGCGACUGGCCAAGUUCACCAAUGUCAGCCGCACCGAGUUCGACAUGUGUCGCUUUGGUUCUGCACACCUCAAGCCCACGGCCUUGCUCAGCAACACAUCUUUGCAAGCGUUGGGCAAGCGUUGCGAUCGUGAUCGACGCCCUCAUGUACAUGAUCCUUUGGUUGGGUUCGCCGUUGUUGAAGGCGAAAGAGUGUUCAAGACUCGGCUUGCUCAAGUCUAUCCAUGGCAGCUCUGUGAGGAGUGGGCGCAGAUCAUUUUGGGAGUGAAGAGUGAUCCCCUCUCCGCGACCUUUGCCAUGAAGGUGCCCGCCGCUCACAGGAAACGGCCUGUCGGCCAACCGCUGCCGUGGAAAGACCACAGGCAACGAGAUGCUGGCGAGCGCGCCAUUGCGGCUGGCUACCAGCUCAAAAAGUCAGCUGUUCCACCGUUGUUGCCUUGUGAGUUCGAACCUGGCGAGGCCGUUCGUUUCGCCUUGGAUCUCGCUCAUCCCUUUUCCAUUGCACCCGAUCUUGAACCUGAUCUCCAAGAGGCUUUGUCAUUUGUGGCUCACCAACCGGGUCGGUUACUCGCUCAUCGGCUCAAGGCAGUUGCUCAUUGGGAGGCCCGCGCGAUCGCGCUGCUGCCCGAGACGGAGCGGAUCCUCGCCUCCGUCCAUGACCCAUGGCUGCGCAAGCUGCUGAGGGGUGCACCUGACGAGGAGCCGAUCGCGCUUGGUGCGGUUACUCACAUAGCUUUGUGGCGUGAGAUGGCUCACGCCGCGCUUUCGAUCGAUGCGGCCUUGGUGGACGAGAUGCUCACUGGCAUGACCAUUGGCAAGAUCGACAGUUUAGAUUUUCCAUGGAUAGUCGCACUUUUACAGCAGACGCACGACUUUGUCAUCUUCGUGGCACCACCACGCUGGCCGCCAGACAUUGCUGCAACCGAUUGGCGCAGCUUCGAUCUGGG